AUGAACAACUACCUUCAAUUUCUCAGAGAAUCGUUCCCACCCCGGCCUGGAUUUACAGAAAAGGAACUGGGCGACCAGACAGGAAAGGUAUUCAUCGUUACCGGAACCACCAGUGGAGUGGGCAAGGCCCUGGUCAGCAUCCUCUACUCGAAAAAUGCGACAGUCUACACCGCAGCGAGAAACCAAGAGCGUGCCCUCGAAGUCAACGCAGAUAUUAAAACUCAGAGCCCGAAUUCCACAGGCAGACUCAUUUAUCUAAACAUCGACCUCGAGGAUCUGAAUAGCGUCAAAGCAGCAGCGGAAGAGUUCCUUUCGAGGGAAAGCCGCCUCGAUGUCCUGUGGAAUAAUGCUGCAGUUCUAACCCCUCCUGCUGGCUCGAAGACCAAGCAAGGGUGGGACUUACAACUCGGCGUCAACUGCCUGGCUCCAUUUCUGUUCACUAAGCUUUUGACGCCGAUGCUGUUGACCACGGCCAAGAUCUCUCUACCGAGCUCAGUCCGGGUGGUGUUUGUGGCCUCAUCUGCCACAUACCUCUUUGCGCCGACUGGAGGAGUGGAUAUGCUUCGGUUGAUGGAUGAAAGGGAAAAGGAUCCAACCUAUAUGUACGGUGUAAGCAAGGCCGGGAAUGCGCUGUAUGCUCUGCAAUUCGCAAACCUGUACAGACGCGAUGGCGUUAUUGCUGUGAGCGGCAACCCCGGAAACCUGCACUCAGAUCUGCCGCGGCACGUUCCUAGAUGGGGACAGAUCCUCAUGCGUCCCCUGCAAUACGACCCUCUCUAUGGCGCAUAUACCGAGCUAUUCGGCGGUCUCUCCCCAGAGAUCACACUCGAGAAAACGGGGGCAUGGCUAAUGCCUUGGGGUCGCGUCGGGAAGUUGAGGGCUGAUAUCGAGGAAGCAGGUAAGAGCAAAGCGGAUGGAGGGAGUGGUAUAGCCGAAGAUUUCUGGGCCUGGAGCGAGAAGCAGGUGAUCGACUAUCUCUAG
Molecule: messenger RNA, 981 nt
Organism: Cladophialophora immunda
Lineage: Eukaryota; Fungi; Ascomycota; Eurotiomycetes; Chaetothyriales; Herpotrichiellaceae
Exons: 3
Coding region: 1-981 (326 amino acids)
Source: RefSeq, a predicted model, not a curated record